Esox lucius (northern pike) is the source of this 4920-nucleotide messenger RNA. RefSeq names its product potassium voltage-gated channel, Shal-related subfamily, member 3 (gene kcnd3). Gene Ontology annotation, cellular component: neuronal cell body; voltage-gated potassium channel complex; membrane. The record is from RefSeq and is a predicted model, not a curated record. Gene Ontology annotation, biological process: protein homooligomerization; potassium ion export across plasma membrane. Gene Ontology annotation, molecular function: A-type (transient outward) potassium channel activity; protein binding. Lineage: Eukaryota; Metazoa; Chordata; Actinopteri; Esociformes; Esocidae.
UUUGAGAGUUCAUUAAUCGCGAAAUAUCUCUCAUUGUAAUAAAUAAAUAUUUUUAAAGCACAGACGAGGCAAGCCGUUUUCGUUUGACAACAGGCUACCAGGGGUUCUAGUUUGAGCAUCCUGUAAUAGGAUUUUUCGAAUAACCUUAAAGGCAACUUUUCCGUAGACGACUGCACUCAUUGCGCCCAAUUACAAGAGGAAAUGUUACAUGAUCUACUUCGCUAGGUGUGCGGAUUGAGUGUGUGUGUAUAUGUGUGUGUGAGAGACAGAGAGAUUGCGGUGCCUGACUCCUGUCCAUCAUUCACUUUUUUGUCAUCACGGCCGAGAGGUAGGAAUCCAGAUGAAAGCGGCGUUAUGAAUCUGAGAUGCAUGUCCAAACAGCAGUUUCCACAAGAUGCAAGUGUGUUUUUUGAGAAAGACUUCGAGACUAGUUAAUUUUAUCAACACAUUUUGGUCGAUCAACUCAUCAAUAUCCCAAUCUCGCCUUGCUCUAUUCCUGUUUUGCGUAUUCGCACAGAAGACCUUUGUCAAUGCGUCGGUCAAUUUCUGUAUCCUUAUACGGCGAGAAUAUAUUUUCGAGGAUCACACAUUGACCUUCUUUAAGGGAAUCUUUUAUUGUUUAGAGAUGACAGGUUAUUUUAAGGCAAAUCGGAACCUAAAGUGAGUCGCCAUGGCGGCAGGAGUGGCUGCAUGGCUUCCUUUCGCCCGGGCUGCAGCUAUUGGCUGGAUGCCCGUGGCCAACUGCCCCAUGCCCAUCGCUCCUACAGACCACAGAAAAAGACAUGACGAGCUGAUCAUCCUGAACGUGAGUGGACGACGCUUCCAGACCUGGAGGACCACACUGGACCGCUACCCAGACACCCUGUUGGGAAGCUCGGAGAAACAGUUUUUUUACGACGAGGAGACCAAGGAGUAUUUCUUCGACCGGGACCCGGACUCCUUCCGUAGCAUUCUCAACUUCUACCGGACCGGCAAGUUGCAUUAUCCACGCUAUGAGUGCAUCUCGGCCUACGACGAGGAGCUUACCUUUUUCGGCAUCAUCCCGGAGAUCAUCGGCGACUGCUGUUAUGAAGAGUACAAGGACCGGAAGCGAGAGAAUGCGGAGCGUCUCCAGGAUGACCAGGACGACAACAAGGACUGCAAACUGCCCAACAUGACCUACAGAGAGAUAAUGUGGCGGGCCUUCGAGAACCCUCACACGUCCACCAUGGCCCUGGUCUUCUACUACGUCACCGGCUUCUUCAUCGCCAUCUCUGUCCUCACUAAUGUGAUCGAGACGGUGCCGUGCGGCGCCACGCCUUCCCAGAAGGACGUGCCGUGCGGCGAGCGCUACACCAUUGCUUUCUUCUGCAUGGACACGGCCUGCGUCCUCAUCUUCACCGUGGAGUACCUCAUGAGGUUGUUUGCUGCGCCAAGCCGCUACCAGUUCAUGCGCAGCGUGAUGAGCAUCAUCGACGUGGUGGCCAUCUUUCCCUACUACAUCGGCCUGGUGAUGACGGACAACGAGGACGUCAGCGGGGCCUUCGUUACGCUCCGGGUGUUCCGUGUUUUCCGCAUUUUCAAGUUCUCCCGCCACUCCCAAGGCCUCAGGAUCCUGGGCUACACGCUGAAGAGCUGCGCCUCGGAGCUGGGCUUUCUCCUCUUCUCCCUCACCAUGGCCAUCAUCAUCUUUGCCACCGUCAUGUUUUAUGCAGAGAAGGGAUCGUCAUCGACCAAGUUCACCAGCAUUCCAGCCUCCUUCUGGUACACCAUAGUCACAAUGACCACCUUGGGUUAUGGAGAUAUGGUGCCCAAGACCAUCGCAGGGAAGAUCUUCGGUUCCAUCUGUUCUCUAAGCGGGGUGCUGGUAAUUGCCCUGCCUGUGCCCGUCAUCGUGUCCAACUUUAGCCGAAUCUAUCACCAGAACCAGAGAGCUGACAAACGGCGUGCGCAGAAGAAAGCCAGACUGGCCCGGAUAAGAAUAACGCAGACAGGCAGUUCCUGCAGUGGCUUCCUUCAGAGCAAACGCAACGACCUCCUCAGCGAACUGCUGGAGCUCACGGGCUCAGAAGAGGAACAACAGCUUAGUGAGAACCUGUCAUUACUAGAAAGCCAACACCACCAUCUAUUGCACUGUCUGGAGAAGACAACUGCCCAUGAGUUUGUGGAUGAGCAGCUGUAUGAGCAGAACUGCCUGGAGACCACGGCCCAGAGCUACGCCUCCCGCAGCCCCUCCCUCUCCAGCCAGGGCGGGCCCGUAGGCACAUGCUGUACACGUCGGGUUAAGAGGAACUCCCCACUGCCCAACUCCAGUCGGGCCCUCCAGCCCAGUCACCGGCCAAGCCCGUUACAGGAGCUCAGCGCCCUGCACAUCCAGUGUGGGGAAAAGCCACCACAUACUACCAGUCGCUCAAGUCUCAACAUGAAGACAGACGAGGCAGGCCUGGUCAACUGCAAAGGCGGUCAAAUCACCACGGCGAUCAUCAGCAUCCCCACGGCCUCAUCGGCCACCCCUGACGGAGACGGUCUCCACGGACCCCCCCAACGCAGACCGCCCCAACCCGCCAGCGGCCCACAGACACCGAGUAUUAACACCACCAGCUCCAGUGUCAUCAAGGUGUCCGCUCUGUGACUGUGUGACUGACCUGUUCAACAGACCCAUUGGGCUGGUGAAAGGAGGCUUUCACUAGAGCUCUGCCUUGAAGGACCCCUGUCACCUGUUGAGACAACCCCCAACUGUGUUCUUAGGAGUGCGCUUGGCCUUUUGGGUAGCCAGGGGAACGUAUACACUGACAGAAAUGCUUCAAGGCAGCUGAGUAGCCAAUUGUGUUUGCAUUGAAGAAAAAAUUAAAUAAAACGGGCCAGUAUGUGUGAAUAGCGCGAUUCGCCAGGACAAAGGAAGUCUCUGUGUCUUUGUGCACUUGGCACCUACACAUUACUGUCUCGAUCUGGCUACAGCUCAACUCUAAAUGUGUAAAACAUGUUCUUACACUUGAUGAGAUUCCAAGGAGGAGGAAGACAACAGUCAAUGUUUUAUGUUGAGUUUGGUUGGCCCUCUUUGUGUUUUGUGUUGUUUGUCGUUUCUAGUUUCACCUUGAUUGAAACUGCUUUGGAGUUCUUCACUCCUCCAGUAGAUGAGGUGUGUCUGCUAGAAUGAUUCUGGUGUUUUUUUGUGUUUCUGUGUAUGUGUGUGUGUGUGUGUUUGGCUGAGAGAGAUUAGUCUUUUAUGAACCGUAAAUAUUUUAGUGGUCUAAACACCUCUCCACAAUGUCCUUAAAAUAAAAAAUAACAUAAAUGCCAGACAAAAUGUUAAACGGGCUACACUCUAGAAAUUAAAGGUUCCUGUGGGAUCCUUAAGGGUUCUUCAAAUAAAUUUUUUAGGGGAAACCCCUAUGAAUUGUUAGAGAAACCCUUCUUUAAGGAACUCUUUCAGUAGUUUCUCAGAUACCUUUUUGAUGAACCCCUCUAACUUCUUCAUCCAGAGUUUAUAGAGGUGACCCCGUGGGUUUAAUUUGAAGAACCCUUAAAGGAGCCUUCACUUUUUAGAGUGCAACUACUUUUGAGAAACAAAUAUAUCAGAUACACUAACAUACCAUUUCAGUUGCUGUAUCCAUCUCUAGCUAUGACUUGGUCUCUUUCUUACACUUCCUCCCUCUGUCCAUCUCUAUGUCUAUGAAUCUCUCAGACUGUCCUCGUUUUUAAGACUUUAGAAAAGCAGUCGAGUUAUCGUUUCUGCUCAGUGGAAGACACAAUCACUGUGGUCCCUUGAAGCCACGGACGUCCAUGUCAUUGCCCUACUGUGAUGUGAACAGGCCUCUUCUACAGGUUACAUUAACUUCUGUCCCUUGGAGUUCCAUGCUGUAGGUGCCUGGUGUUUGCAAUAGCUUGUGACUACUUGCCAAUAUGUGCUAUAACAAAAGUAUAACAGAUGAACACGUCUUUUGUUUUGUUCUUUACGCGCACAUUAUUAUUUCAAUAUGUAGGUUUUUGAAUAAUGAAAACAAAACCGCCAUGUCACACAUUUGAGGUAUCGGUAUGUUUUUGUAUUGACUUUGUGAACUCAGCCGUGGCAAAUAGUUAUGCUAUCCACAACUAGUACAUUGUUGUGAGCCGAUGUGUAAUUAUGGAUGUUUAGAGAAAAAAAAAGACGAUUUUUACUUGAUGUUGACCAUGUCACGUGAAAGAUGACUUGAAUUCUUACCAAUAGUACACCACCCCAAACACUUGGGUUUAGUUUGUCUACAUGCAGGUAAAGGCCUGUUUACGCCACACCCUUUAAAGAAUGCAGCCGGACCAUGAUGAGGUGACCAGGGUUCAAACUCCAGGCUUCCAGUUCAGGUAAUAGUCAUUGGCCUGGACGAGGGAACAGAGUUUGUCUCUGGACCAACAUAAUGUGAAAUCAAAAGUAGGUCUAUUACAAACGCUCUGUACUGUUUCAUGCAUAGCUAGGUUUGUUUAUUAGGGUCUCCAUUAGCUAUUGCCCAUGCAGCAGCUGCUCAUCCUGGAGUAGACACAGCAUAAAACGUAAUACAAAACAGUGAUAGACAAGGAAAGUUCAAGGAGAGGGUUACAUACGUUAAAAAUAAUAGUUAAAAAAGAGGUAAAAUUAUUGUGCUGACAAAACAGUGAUUAGUGCCGGUUAGUAUUCUGUUGAGGUCAUUGGAGAAUACAAAGCUAGCCUGUACAGUCCACAGUGCUCCUCUAUUUACUGUGUUAUGAUAGAAAGCAAAUGGACACGCCUCCAUUUGAGAAGGAAUGUGAGGUUGCCUGUUAAAAAUCAUUGUUAUGCCGUCGUUUGUUUCGCCUUCUUAGGUUUGUUUUAUUGUGAACUGGGCUUUUCUCUGCUCUGUAUUAUCUGUCUAAUGUUGUUUAUCAUUUGACUUUGUCUUUUAUCAGAAUGACUAUAAACUAAUGUAGUGUCAGAUAAACAUUGACAUCUGC